AUGGUUCCGACCAUCAAUGAUUAUUGUGAUAGUAAUUGUUUGACAACAGAAUGGCGAGUGGCGACUUUCAACGUACGUGGACUUGCUAUGGACGCGAAGAAACGCGACCUGGUGGCGGAUGCAAGGACCUACUCCGCGGACGUCGUCGCUCUACAAGAAACCAAGAUACAAGACAACGUAACGGCAACGCUUGAAGGAUAUCGACUGUUGACGUUCAAGCCAGAAACUCCUGCGUAUGGCUUGGGCUUCUUGGUAGCCCCCCGCCUGAGCCCGUUCCUGUACCGCUCCUGGACACCGGCGGACUGCGAGCGGCUGGCCGUACUGCAAUUCAAGUUACCUUGCAGCGGUGGACAACGGACGUUUUUGCUGAGCUUGGUGAACGCGUACGGUCCCACGUCAGCUGUAUCGGAGCGAAAACCAGAAGUCCUCGAUAAGUUUUAUGACCAGUUGACGAAAGUAUUACACGACGUCCGGGGCAGCUCAGCUAUACUGGUGCUGGGAGACUUCAAUUCCAAAGUGGGCCGUAAGCAAUGUUAUGAAGAGUGCCUGGGAAAAUACAGUAAAGGCAAGCGGAAUGCCAAUGGAGACGCUCUCAUUGAAUUUGCGCAAAUGAACAAUCUUCUAAGAGUUGGUGGACAAGCCGUUGAUUAUUCACUCUCAUUGUAA
Messenger RNA from Sycon ciliatum, 666 nucleotides. RefSeq lists its product as uncharacterized. NCBI's taxonomy places the organism in Eukaryota, Metazoa, Porifera, Calcarea, Leucosolenida, Sycettidae. Gene Ontology annotation, cellular component: nucleus. Gene Ontology annotation, molecular function: DNA binding; endonuclease activity. Gene Ontology annotation, biological process: DNA repair; chromatin remodeling. Bases 1 to 666 code for a protein of 221 amino acids. The record is from RefSeq and is a predicted model, not a curated record. The transcript has a single exon.